This is a messenger RNA of Balearica regulorum gibbericeps (East African grey crowned-crane), 447 nucleotides long. Lineage: Eukaryota; Metazoa; Chordata; Aves; Gruiformes; Gruidae. The record is from RefSeq and is a predicted model, not a curated record.
AUGCUUCAAACCGUUGCAGGGCUUGGAUGGAGGUCACAUUCUAGUAAACCUGCUCAAAACUUACAUAUAGGCAAACCUGGAGCUGGCUUUAGCUUUGAACUUACUGAUGAACAGAAAGAGUUUCAAGCUACUGCUCGUAAAUUUGCUGCGGAGGAAAUAAUUCCCGUUGCUGCACAAUAUGACAAAACUGGAGAGUAUCCUCUUCCACUUAUAAAACGGGCUUGGGAACUUGGUCUUAUGAAUUCACACAUACCAGAAAGCUGUGGUGGUCUUGGCCUCGGCACUUUUGAAGCAUGCCUUAUUACGGAAGAGUUAGCUUAUGGAUGUACAGGGGUUCAAACUGCCAUUGAAGCAAAUUCCCUAGGGCAAAUGCCAGUAAUCAUUGCAGGAAAUGAGCAUCAGCAGAAAAAAUACUUAGGAAGAAUGACAGAGGAACCAAUGAUGUGU